This is a messenger RNA of Dictyostelium discoideum AX4, 1344 nucleotides long. RefSeq names its product Kelch repeat-containing protein. The record is from RefSeq and is a predicted model, not a curated record. The transcript has 2 exons. NCBI's taxonomy places the organism in Eukaryota, Evosea, Eumycetozoa, Dictyosteliales, Dictyosteliaceae. Bases 1 to 1344 code for a protein of 447 amino acids.
AUGACGAAUAAUAGUAAUAUUGAAAAUUGUAAUACAAUUUAUGACAAACAAAUAACUCAAUUUAAAAUUAAUAGAAAUGGUAGUAGUGGAUGUGGAAGUAGUAAUGAAAGUGGAUCACUUUUAAUUUCUAUUAAAAUCGAACAUAUCCUUGAAUUUCCAGAUGAAGUUUUAUUAACAAUUUUAUCAUUCUUAGAACCAAAUGAUAUUAAAAAUAUUUAUUUAUCAAGUAGAUAUUUAUCAAGUUUUUGUUUUGAAAAUAAAAUUUGGAAAGCAAUUUGUAAAAGAAAAUGGAGUUCAUCACCAAUUUUUAAAAGAAAGCCAAUUACAAAUUGGAGAAGUUAUUAUUUAAAGAAAAAAGGAUUUAUGGAUUUAUCAGGUGGAUUAAGUUGGAUUGAAAUAUUUUCAUCAUCAGGUGAUAAGCCAUCACCAAGAUAUCAAAAUACAUGUACAUCAGUUGGAAAUGAAAUUUAUUUCAUUGGUGGACAAGAUCAUCCAGAGAAUAGAUUUAAUACAAUUCAUAAAUUUAAUUGUACUACACAAGAAUUUACAAGAUUAAUACCAACAGGUAGCUCUCCACCAAAAUUCGCCAGACAUACAUCAACAGUGAUUGGCAGUAAAAUUUAUUCUCAUGGCGGUUUCGAUGGAUUUAGUCAACAUUUCGGACUAUUUGUAUAUUGUACCAUUGAAAACCGUUGGGAAACCCUCUCGCCCACUGGUGAUAUACCAAUCUCAAGAACCAAUCAUGCCAGUACAUCAAUUGGUGAUAAUUUUUAUAUUUUCGGUGGAAUGUAUAAAAAUGGUAGUGAUUUAGUAUUUUUAAAUGAUUUAUUCGAGUAUAAUACUAUAGAGAAUAAAUGGACCCAAUUAAAGGGUACUGGCGACCACCCACCUCAGAAAUGCGGUCAUAAGCUAUUCAAUUUCGGUGGUAAAUUAUUAUUAUUUGGUGGUGGAUAUGGCUCACAAUGGGAUAUUAAAUAUAAUGAUGUUCAUAUCUAUGACAGAUCUUUAAAUAGGUGGACAAAAGUUAAAACAAAGGGAGAAAUCAACGUUUGUACAUUUACUGUUAGUUGGAGUGUUGGUCCAUUUCUUUUCAUCUAUGGUGGUCAAUCUGUUAAAGAUGAUCUAUUAACUAAUGAUCUCUAUAUGUUAGAUACUGUAAAUAUGGAAUGGAGUUCUAUCAAUACAAAUUGUACACCUUUUCCACGUGAUAUGGGUUCUGGUGUAUUAGUUGGUUCAACACUUUAUAUGUUUGGUGGUUUCUCUUCAACACCAUUAGAUAGUUUAUUCUCUUUAGAUUUAUUAAAAGAUGAAAAUUUAAAUAUAUCACCUUCUCCAAAUAUUUAA